Penicillium soppii is the source of this 1344-nucleotide messenger RNA. Its product is annotated as O-methyltransferase family 2. The transcript has 5 exons. The coding region runs from base 1 to 1344 and encodes 447 amino acids. The record is from RefSeq and is a predicted model, not a curated record. Gene Ontology annotation, molecular function: O-methyltransferase activity. NCBI's taxonomy places the organism in Eukaryota, Fungi, Ascomycota, Eurotiomycetes, Eurotiales, Aspergillaceae.
AUGGCCUCCGAUACCAGUCGAUCGAUUCACUUGGUGAAGAUAAUAACCGACAACACUACCAAAAUUGAAACAUAUCGUCAGGAACAAGGACUAUCGCCCCUCAGCUUGGGGCCUGACGCACCGCUUGAUGUGAAAUAUCCACCAAAUGUGGAACAAUGUCGACGGGCUCUGAUCGAUGCUAGCCUGGAGUUGAGCGAUUUGGCAACGGGUCCCGUCGAGCUUCGUCUCGUACCUGGAUGGGCCGUCAUGACUAUGUUUGGUGUGACACAAUUCAUCUGCGACUUUGAAAUCGCAAAGCAGGUGCCUCUGAUAGGCGACAUAUCAUACGACCAUCUCUCCAAAGCUGUCAACGUCGGGACAUCCGUACUCCGUCAGGUCCUGCGGGCGGGCAUGCCCUACCACAUGUUCUAUGAGCCACGGCCAGGCCACGUGGCACACACAGCCACGACCAAGGUCAUCGCGAGGGAUGCACUGAUCAAAGACUGGACUGGACUAUCCACGGAUGUCUUGUUUCCCGCUGGCGCUGGGCUUACUGAAGCAUUGAGAAAAGAGCCUGCGGCCAACGACCCCGCCAAAACAGGUUUCAUGUUUGCCAAAGGGGACGGCGAGGCUGGGAUGUUUAUGUACAUGGAGAAGCACCCAGAGCAGGCUCGAAGAUUUGCAGGCGUCAUGGGGGCAUUUCAAAAAGACGACUCGUACUCGCCACGCCACCUGAUCGACAGCUGGCCGAAUGAUUUGCAGACCGGUAAGCUCGUUGAUUUGGGCGGAUCUACGGGCGCCGUGGCUUUUGCGUUGGCCGAGGAGUUCUCAGAACUCGAGAUCGUGGUACAGGAUCUGCCUGGGGCACUUGAAGCUGCCCAAGUUCGAGAGGGCAAGAAUGUGUCUUUCAUGGCUCAUGACUUUUUCAACGAGCAGCCUGUUAAGGACGCUGACGUAUUUCUGUUCCGCUGGGUCUUGCACAACUGGCCCGAUGUUUAUGUUCAACGCAUGCUGAAAGCCUUGAUUCCAUCGCUGAAGCCUGGUGCCAAGAUCAUCAUCUUUGACGAGAUCAUGCCUCCGGCUGGCACCUUGAGCCUGAGCGUUGAGCGAUAUCAGCGAAACAUUGAUUUCGGCAUGUUAACCCUUUUCAACUCCAAGAUUCGUGACAUUGAGGAAUGGAAAGAAAUCAUUACCCAGUCAGACCGGCGUUUCGAGGUCGCCAAUGUUAGAUACCCCGAAAACUCCCGACUUUCCCUGAUUGAAAUUGUAUGGCAACCAUGCAGGUCUGGGCAGUAUAACCUCGAGCUUCUAUGGAUCGGCGUGAAACCCUUUGACCUGGGUAGUUUUAACUUUGUUUCUGUCUAA